Daucus carota subsp. sativus is the source of this 444-nucleotide messenger RNA. Its product is annotated as protein AGENET DOMAIN (AGD)-CONTAINING P1-like. The coding region runs from base 1 to 444 and encodes 147 amino acids. The transcript has a single exon. The record is from RefSeq and is a predicted model, not a curated record. Lineage: Eukaryota; Viridiplantae; Streptophyta; Magnoliopsida; Apiales; Apiaceae.
AUGGAGGAGAUCAACGUGGGAGACACGGUAGAGAUCUCCAGCAACGAAGACGGCUUCCUCGGCUCCUAUUUUGUCGCGCAAGUCAUCGAAAAAAUCAAGAACAAACACAAUAACCACGACGAGUAUGAAGUCGAAUACGAGACUCUUUUGGACGAUGAAGAUGAGAACAAAAUGUAUAGAGAAAAAGUGGAGGAUUAUAAAGUGAGGCCCACGCCUCCUGUUGUAAGAGUCGCGGAGUUCGAUGUGUUGGAUAAAGUGGAUGUGUACGAUAAUGAUGGAUGGUGGGUCGGGAGAGUUACGCACAAGUUUGAUUAUGUUUAUACGGUUUAUUUCGAGAGUACUGCGGAUGAAUGGGCUUAUAGUUUUGAUAGGUUGAGGCUUCAUCAGGAGUAUCGGAACGGGGUUUGGACCGUUUCUUCCGGGCGUCAAAAUAUUAUUGCUUGA